Stylonychia lemnae is the source of this 837-nucleotide messenger RNA. Lineage: Eukaryota; Ciliophora; Spirotrichea; Sporadotrichida; Oxytrichidae. The record is from the annotation of a GenBank genome assembly.
AUGCAGAGGAAAGUACUUCAGAGCGACACAAUGGCCAACCAAUUACUUGGUUUGAGCUAAGAAUAAGCAGAUUAACUAGAGACUUGCCCGUUUCAUGACUUAAAGAAAAUCUUUGUUUGCCUGUACGAUUGUGAUCCUGACACAGAUGAGAUCACUUAUUGCUUAGCAUGCAAAUCAAAGGUCGAUCAAAAAAACAAACUAGUACAUAAUCAUAAGGACGAGUACAUCCAUGUGAUCGCAAAAGAAAUGAGCAAUUAGUAUUAUGAAAUUAGAGGAAAAUACGAAGAACUGGUUGGCAAAUUUGAUGGUUCCUACAGUGAUUCAAAAGGUUUAUUCACAAAAUACUCCGACUUGCUUGAGUAUUUGAAAAUUUAGAAACUAAAGUUGAGUAAAAUUUCACCGCAAAACUAAUACUAGGCAUUUCAACUUGACAAUAAAUACAAAGAGCUAAAGGAAAUUCUUGAAUAAUUGUAAGACUAUGAUAGUAAAGUUAAUGAUGGCUGCUUAAAAUUGAAUGCAAAAGAUGUUUUGGGGUUGAGAAGAAAAUUGGUCGAGAUGAAUGAUUAUUAUGCAAAAAAUUUUCAAUAUCUUGAGCAAUCAAUCACGGAACAGAUCUGGAACGGCUUUAGAGAUGUCUUUUUGGAGGGAGAUCUUAGCAAUUUACCUGAGUUCGAUCAUGACAAUUAUCGUUUUUUCACAGAAAUGAAGGAGAGAGCGACUAAACUUUUAUACGAAUCUAGACUCACAGAAUUAACAAGGAAGUAGAAUGAAUAGGAGCAACAAAUUAAGAUAAUGCAAGAGCAAAUUGAAAAGUUAAUGGGAAUCGUAGGUGAAUGA